GCGUCAUUCCUGGUCACGCACUGCACGGAACAGUUGAAGAGCAAUGGCUGGAAACGUGGAUCAGAUGGUGACGGUCGGAGAGGAAGAGAGACCCAUCUCCAGGUCAGACAGUGGUAGUGGCGAGGAUUCCUUGGACAGUUUGUUCUCUCGGCUACCAUUAACUCCAUCUCUUUCUCCACGGAAAAGAACAACAAGCCAAAGUAAAUCCGAACCACCACUUCUAAGGACGAGCAAGCGCACCAUCUACACUGCAGGGCGACCUCCCUGGUACAAUGAGUCAGGAACUCCAUUUAAAGAAGCAUUUGUUAUUGGUUUCUGCUAUGAGCGGAUUGACUGGUCAAUCAUUCACAGUGCCUGGAGUAGUUUUGAUCCAAGUAGUCUAGAUAAGGAUGGGUUGUUUCUACUGGACAUUUAA
Messenger RNA from Chiloscyllium plagiosum (whitespotted bambooshark), 415 nucleotides. The record is from RefSeq and is a predicted model, not a curated record. NCBI's taxonomy places the organism in Eukaryota, Metazoa, Chordata, Chondrichthyes, Orectolobiformes, Hemiscylliidae.